UUUUUACUCGACUUUCUUUCUCAACAGCUGUGACUCGACAGCUGCGGUCUGACCCACAAGACUUGUUCCUCAAAGACACAGCAUGCUUAUGAGCUACAACAUAAGAUACAUUGCAAGGUGGACAAAAAGGCAAUUUCUACCCCUCUUCAUUUGUCUCCUGACCGCCAGCCUCAUCUACAGUUUACUGCCAUUAAUUGGUGAACAGCAUCUAAACAGCAGCAAUGCAUCAUUCACAAACAACAUCACCAUCCUGUUGUGGCAUUGGCCAUUCGGCAUGCGCUACAAUCUUACAGGAGACGUGUGUCUGAGGGACUACAACAUCUCUGGAUGCAUAUUAGUGGACAAUCAAACUCUAUAUGAGAGCGCUGAUCUGGUGGUCUUUCAUAAUUUUGAACUGAUGUUCCACAAACAGCAGCUUCCACUGCAUCUUUAUCGACCCGCCAAACAGAGGUGGGUUUGGCUUUCUUUAGAAGCUCCUCAAAACAAUGGAAAUCUGUCACCAUUCAAGAACAUUUUCAACCUGACCAUGUCGUAUCAUCCUGGAGCUGACAUUACUGUUCCCUAUGGGAAGCUAUUGUUGAGGACAAAUCCAGGAUUAGAUGUUAUCGUCCCAAAAAGUAAGAGGUACGAAGCCUGUUGGGUGAUUAGCAACUAUAAGAAAUGGCACAAAAGGAGCGAAGUGUUCCAGGAGCUGACCAAAAGCCUAAACGUGCAAUUGUAUGGGAGUUUUGGCCAAAAACCCCUCCCGAAAGAGGCGCUGCUCCCAACAAUCUCCCGGUGUUAUUUCUACCUAGCCUUUGAGAAUGUACAGUCUCCACAUUACAUCACAGAGAAGCUUUGGAGAAACGCUUUCCAGGCCAGGACGGUUCCUGUAGUGCUUGGACCACCUCGUACAGACUACGAAGCCGUCACACCUCCGAAAUCCUUCAUCCAUGUUGAUGAUUUUAAAUCCGUUAAGGCCCUGAGUGAGUAUCUGAGAGGCCUGAUUAAAGAUCCAGAGAAGUAUAAUGAAUAUUUUAGCUGGCAAAAGAAGUAUGUGGUUAAACUAUAUACAGACUGGAGGGAGAGACUGUGUAAUAUCUGUCCCAUUAAUGGACAAUUUCCAGCUCAAAAGGUUUAUGGGGAUUUAGGAGCUUGGUAAUGGGCAUCUGGUAUUUUAAGAGGACGUUCACAUUUAAUAUGAAAAUGUUUUUGUUUUGUAAAUGCGAGAUGCUGAGAAAUGUGAGAGCAGUGGAUUGAUUUAAAUGUUCAUGCAAAAUUGCACAAAAAAAAAAA
Molecule: messenger RNA, 1275 nt
Organism: Danio rerio (zebrafish)
Lineage: Eukaryota; Metazoa; Chordata; Actinopteri; Cypriniformes; Danionidae
Gene: fut7
Product: fucosyltransferase 7 (alpha (1,3) fucosyltransferase)
Biological process (GO): glycoprotein biosynthetic process
Cellular component (GO): Golgi apparatus; membrane; Golgi cisterna membrane
Molecular function (GO): fucosyltransferase activity; glycosyltransferase activity
Source: RefSeq, marked provisional